Molecule: messenger RNA, 1906 nt
Organism: Drosophila willistoni
Lineage: Eukaryota; Metazoa; Arthropoda; Insecta; Diptera; Drosophilidae
Product: CLIP domain-containing serine protease B8
Exons: 5
Coding region: 241-1548 (435 amino acids)
Biological process (GO): proteolysis
Molecular function (GO): serine-type endopeptidase activity
Source: RefSeq, a predicted model, not a curated record
UUUUUUGGCUGUAGUGCUUUGUGUGGUUUCGCGCAGCAUUCAAAUUCAAUUCACAGCUGAGUGUUCACGCGAACGGAUACAAAAAAAAAGUUUGCCGUCUCUUCUUGCCCAACAACAACAACAGCAAGUGUGUGUGUGUGUGUGUGCGGUAUCGGUUUGCACAGUUGAGUUGUCAAAGUUUUCGCAAUCAAACUAACACCGAUCAAGAUCGGAUCAAUCGGAUCAAUAAGUGAUCGUGCAAUGCACUGCAAACGCUUCUCCUUUGGGUCUUACUUGUGGUGUGCAUUACUUGUCUGUUGCUCGAACUUGACGGACGCAACGCUUAACAAUCGACCCUGUGAUAUACCAAAUGAGACUACCAAACAAAAUGGUAUUUGUAUACGUGUUAGCCAAUGUUCCGCCUAUUUACAAGUGCGAAAUGUCACCAAUUUGCCAGCCGAGAAGGUGAAUUUUCUGAAAAAAGUCCAAUGCGAUACAAUGGAAACUACAGCAACAGCUGCGGCUACGGCGACAACUGAGUCAACUACAACUGUCUCCAAUGAAUCAUAUGAAUCAUUGGUCUGUUGUCCGGCCAAUGGACAGGAUUAUCUUCAUCCAGUAAUACAGUUUUCGAAAUUUGAAUAUCGUCGCUUCUUGGAUGUAACAUCACGUUUCAAGCGUAAGAAACUCAAACGGCGCAUUCAAACGGUGGAGCCCAGUACGGGUUUCAAUCUAUUGAAUGAAUGUGGCAAACAGGUGACAAAUCGUAUUUAUGGCGGUGAGAUAGCCGAAUUAGAUGAAUAUCCCUGGCUGGCCUUGUUGGUUUACAAUUCAAAUGAUUAUGGCUGUAGUGGAGCUCUGAUUGAUGAUCGUCAUAUAUUAACUGCCGCACAUUGUGUUGAAGGUGAAGGUGUGCGAGAACGUCGCGGCUUAAAACAUGUACGUCUGGGCGAGUUUAAUGUGAAAACUGAACCGGAUUGCAUUGAAGAACCCAAUUACUUGAGUUGCGCCGAUGCCGCUUUGGAUAUAGCACACGAACGGAUUCAUGUGCAUCCUGAAUAUAAGGAGUAUUCGAAUUAUAAAUACAAUGAUAUUGCCAUUAUAAGGCUUAAGCAUCCUGUAUCCUUUACCCACUUCAUUAUGCCCAUUUGUCUGCCCAAUAAGACAUCGCAAAUGACACCUCUUGUCGAGGGGCAAAUGUUCUCGGUUUCCGGUUGGGGUCGCACCGAUUUGUUUAACAAAUAUUUCAUAAACAUACACAGUCCCAUUAAAUUGAAAUUACGUAUACCCUAUGUAUCGAACGAGAAUUGUACAAAGAUUUUGGAAAUGUUUGGCAUGCGUUUGGGCCCAAAGCAGUUGUGUGCCGGCGGUGAAUAUGCCAAAGAUACCUGUGCAGGUGACUCUGGUGGUCCGCUGAUGUAUUUUGAUCGUCAGCAUUCCCGUUGGGUGGCCUACGGUGUUGUUAGCUAUGGUUUUACGCAGUGUGGCAUGGCUGGUAAGCCAGCAGUUUAUACGAAUGUUGGUGAAUACAGAGAAUGGAUAAAUAGCAUUGUAGAGCAAAAUAUUUGACGUCAGUGUUUGGAUUUUGUUCCAUCUAACUGGAUGGAUGAAGAAGGAGGAGACGUCGAGAGGGAGGGAGUGGGAGUCCCAGUCGAUUUGACAAUUGGCGCCUAAUUUGAGAGAGGGGGCUUUGAUCUGUUUUGUAUCUCUAAAUAUUUGUACAUAUUUUUGCUAAUUAAUCUCUAACACUAACUCUUUGUUUAGGCUAUAUUUAAAAAAGCUGUGUGUGUGAUUGAGUGAAGUACCUGUGUGUGUCUGUGUGUGUGUUUAUGUUUGUUUGGCUGUGUGUUAAAUGGAAUGCAAGAAUGUGGUUCUAACUAAAGUCUGAAAAACAUGUUUCUAUUUAAUUAAACUAUUAAAAUAUUUA